Messenger RNA from Bufo bufo (common toad), 2561 nucleotides. RefSeq names its product microsomal triglyceride transfer protein (gene MTTP). NCBI's taxonomy places the organism in Eukaryota, Metazoa, Chordata, Amphibia, Anura, Bufonidae. Gene Ontology annotation, molecular function: lipid binding. Gene Ontology annotation, cellular component: basolateral plasma membrane; endoplasmic reticulum; Golgi apparatus. Gene Ontology annotation, biological process: cholesterol homeostasis; lipid transport; lipoprotein metabolic process. The coding region runs from base 79 to 2433 and encodes 784 amino acids. The transcript has 17 exons. The record is from RefSeq and is a predicted model, not a curated record.
AAUCUCUACCCGGUAACAACUGGCCACUGAUUCCUAGUAAAUGAACCAACGCUGUCAUUGGAGAAAGAGAACGGAAUAAUGAUAUCGCUCACCUUGUUAUUUUUUUUCUGUAUAUUUUCCACAUUUUCAGCUUCCAUUAAAGUACAUACCGCAGGCCCAAGACUAAACAAUGACAAGGUAUAUAAAUAUGCAUAUACAGCGGAAGUACUAAUAGAUAAACCAAGAGGAUCCCCUGAGGAUAGUGUGGGAUACAAGAUUUCAUCUGAUGUAGAAGUCAACUUGAUAUGGAGAAACCCUACCAACAAGGAUGACCAACUCAUCAAGAUUGUGAUGAAAAAUAUUAAAGUUGAAAAUAUAAACCUACGUUCACAAGGUCCAAAUAUUUUUACUGAAACUAGCGCUGCACAAUUACUAGGUGAUACUAACCUGGCUAUCCUCCAGAGACCAAUGCUUGUGCAGUGGACUAAUGGAAAGGUGAAAACACUGUAUCUGUACCAGAAUGAACCCACACUCCUUACUAACAUCAAGAGAGGCUUGGCAAGCUUAUUCCAGAUCCAGCUCAGCCCUGGCACCGUCACUGAGGUUGAUGUUUCUGGAAAUUGUAAAGUUACCUACCAGACAAAGCAAAAUCAGGUUACCAAAAUCAAGGAACUUGCCAGCUGCAAGAUCUCCAAAACUGGAUUCACAAACUCCAACAAGGUCCUGGGCAUCUCUAAGAAAGAAACAUCUAGUACAGUUUACCGUAUCGACGAUGAUAAUCUAAAAUCUGCUUUGGCAGAAGAAAAUCAUGUUCUGAUGCUUAAUGUAUAUGAAACCAUUGCAGCAAAAGUUCUUUGUAGACAGAAACUAGAGUUAAAAUCCAGUGAAGCCGGACCUAAAGAAGUUGCCGGAAAGCAGCUGUCCAACGUGGUAAAGACGGUGGAUCCUAAAUAUGUAGCCACUCCUCUAGUGGCUGAUCAGGUGAAAUCCCAGUGUAAAGGCUGUCCCUUGCUGUUACAGCAAUGGAAGACUAUUCGUAAGGACCUGGAACCUGAAAAUCUUUCAAAAUCCAGUGCUGCUCGUAGCUUUUUACAACUGAUUCAGAGUCUUCGAAGAGCCAGAAAGUCAGACAUCUUGGCGCUUCUCAAGUCAGAAAAAGAUGAUGUUCUUCCUCAGCUAAUUGAUGCUGUUACCUUUGCUCAAACGCCUGAUGCUCUAGAGGCACUCUUGGAGUAUUUGGACUUUGGGAAUGGAAGUAGACCUUUAUUACAAGAGAGGUUCUUAUAUGCCACUGGACUUGCCUCACAUCCAAAUGAAAGCAUGCUGCGAGCACUACUCGACAAAUACAAAGGAAAAAUAGCAAAUGUCGAGAUUAGAGAAACGGUGGUUAUAAUUAUUGGUGCCCUCAUCAAGAAACUUCACCAGGCUACAGGCUCUGAAUUACCGGCAGUUUUGGAAGCCAAGAAGUUAAUCUUGGAUGGUUUAAAAAAGGCCGAAAAACCCUCUGAUGUUAAGAUAUAUCUUCUAGCACUGAAAAAUGCCAAUCUGCCAGAAGGAAUUCCAUUCCUGUUGAAAUAUUCAGAAUCCGGGGAUGGUCCGGUCAGCAGCAUUGCUAUUAGUGCUCUUCAGAAAUAUCCUAUCACCUUCAUCACUGAUGAGAUAAAAAAGGUCAUGAACAGGAUCUACCACCAGAACUAUAAAAUACAUGAAAAGACAGUGAGAACAGCAGCAGCAGAUAUUAUACUGAACAGUCAGCCUACAUAUAUGGAGGUUAAAAAUCUGCUUCUUUCUAUUGGCGAGCUUCCACAAGAGAUGAACAAGUAUAUGCUUUCUGUGUUCCAAGAUAUUCUUCAAUUUGAGAUGCCAGCCAGUAAGCUCAUUCGGCAAGUGUUGAAGGAUAUGAAGGUGAAUAACUAUGAUCGCUUUUCAAAGCUUGGAUCCUCAUCUGCUUACUCAGGAUAUGUGACACGAGGCCCUGACUCAUCAGCAACGUACAGUCUUGAUAUACUAUACUCUGGAUCUGGCAUCCUCAGAAGAAGCAACAUGGAUACCUUCGUCUAUUCCAAAAACACUGAGCUGCAUGCCAUUCAGGUUGUGAUUGAAGCACAAGGUCUGGAGAGUUUAAUAGCUGCCACUGCUGAUGAGGGAGAAGAAGACCUGGAGUCCUUUGCUGGAAUGUCGGCCAUCUUGUUUGAUGUUCAGCUUCGGCCUGUAACCUUCUUCCAGGGAUACAGUGAUUUAAUGUCAAAAAUGUUCUCAGCAACUGGUGACCCAAUAAGUGUGGUGAAAGGGUUGGUUCUCCUAACAGAUCACUCUGAGACUAUUCAGCUGCAGUCUGGCUGCAAGCCAGUGCAGAGUUCCAAGGCGGACUGGCCAUUGAUAUCUCUGGAGGGAUGGAUUUCAGCCUUUGGUACAGGGAAUCCAAAACCAGUGUUAAUAAUCGUGGGGCUAUAGUUAUUGUAGGAAACAUAACCCUAGACUCGGAAUUUGCUAAUGUUGGUAUGGAACCCGCCUCGAAACAGAAUCAUCCUUCAAACUUUAUUACACUGUGAAGUUUUCAUCUAUCCAUUUUGGUUUGCAUG